UGUGGAGUGGGGGGGGCUGUGCGCUGAGGAAACUGGGGAUCAUGAACUGGGAGUACUGGGAAAAGGGGGGGCCGCGCUCCGGGGACGGCAGCGAGCGGGGACCGUGCGCCGGUGGUACCGGGGAACGCGGGGCCCUGCGAACCGCGGAGAAAGCGGGCUGUGUACCGGGGAAACGGGGAGCGGGGCGCGGGGGCUCUGGGGUGCAGUGAUGGCCGUACCCCCACCCCGGCUGUGCUCUCACCCUCUCCUUUCUCUCCCCGUGCCAGGAGCGGAGGAUGAACCGACAGCCCCGGCGCGGAGCGCGGCACGACGCCCGCCGAGCCGGCCCGGCGCGGCGCUGAGCAUCGCCCACGAGCCGCCUCGGGGUCCCGCCGAGCCCCCCGCGGGUGGGUGCCCCCGGCAUGGACGGCCGUGACUUCGCGCCCCCGCCGCGGCUGCUGUCGGAGCGGGGCAGCCUGGGCCACCGGCACGGCGCGGGGCGCGUGGCGGGGUCGGCGCACGGGGCCGUGCAGCCCCCCGGACACUUCCAGCCCACCAAGUACUUCCCGGCGCCCAUCUCCAUGGCCACGCACACAGCCGGCAGCAGCCUGAUGGGGAGUGCCCCCCCCUCCUCAUUCAUGGGGGGCUUCCUGAGUGGCAGCCUGGGCUCGGGGGGGCCCAGCCACCCUGCCGGCCCCACCGCCUCCCCCCCAGAACCGGCCUUCUGCGGGCCUCACUCCGGCACCUCCCAGAUCUGGUUCUCCCACUCCCACGAAGCCCCGGGGUACCCCCGCUUCUCCGGGAGCUUGGCCUCCACCUUCCUGCCCAUGGGCCACCUGGAUCACCACGGCAAUAGCAACGUGCUCUAUGGCCAGCACCGUUUCUACGAGAGCCAGAAAGAUAACUUCUACCUGCGGAACCUUCCGGCGCAGCCCCCCCUGCUCCCCGCCAGCCACGGCUUCCCUGGCAUCGCCCGUGCCGCUCCCGGGCCCCCCACCGGCUCCUGCAGCCGGGAGAGGGAUGCCGGACCCCUCCCCAAGACCCCCAAGGACUACGAGCGCUUCCUGGCGGGCAAAGAGAAGGGGGGCAAGGGGGACCCCAAGGAGCGGCUGCCCGAGGAGGACCCCAAGGAGAGGCACAAGGCGGUGCUGCCGGUGCCACCCGAGGGGCACUGCAAAGAGGGGGUGCCGCCACGGGGGUCCAGUGAAGGGCGCCCCAAACCCCUGGCCUCGUGCCUGCUGGGGGCCAAGGGGCUGGACGGGGACGGUGCCCGCGCCGCGCUGCCCAGCUGUGCCGGGAGCGCCCUGCCCCGCGCCGCCCGCUGCGCCCCCAAGGAGCGGGAGCCGGGGGUCCCCGAGGCCCCCCAGCCCUACGGCGAGGCGGUGGAGCGGCGGCAGAUGCUGCACCACGCCGUGUCCUACGCCGUGCCCGCCGCCGGCUCCUUCCCCUGCCUCCCACUCCACGCCGGCCCCGAGGUGCUCUGCCCGCUGCCCGAGCCCCCUGCCCGCGAGCUGAAGCUCAGCGGGGCUACCUUGGUGCCCUCGGUGGGGCCCCCGACGGACAAGAGCCGCUCCUUCCAGGCGGAAUCCGGCGGGAUGGAGCGCGGGGACGGCAAGGAGCGGCACGCCGAGGCGGGCACUGAGCCCUACGGUGCCCCCUUCCACCACCCGCUGAAGGCCGAGGGGCCGGCGGAGCGGCGGCUGGAGUGGGGGACUCCGGGCACCCGACUGAAGGGGCUGGAGUACCUGGGGGGGGGCGCAGCCGAAGGACCCCCCUUCUCCGGCCGGUGCCCCGCGCCCAAGGCGGCUCUAGAGAAAGGCUACUUCGAGGUGCCGCCCGCCCCCGACUGCUCCCGCGCCCCCCGGCCCGACCCUCUGGGCGUCCGCGUCGGCCCCUCCUGCUGCACUUUAGAGAAGGGCCCCCCCAAGGACCUCCCGGCCCAGAAGGUGGCACGGAUCCGGCACCAGCAGCACCCCGAGGCGGAGGCGGCCGAGGGCAAGCGCAAGCCCCUGGAGCUGGGUGGCCUGGGCUACGGCGGGCACCCCCUGCCCCCCUGGGGGGUGCAGGGCCAGGGGCCCCCCCUGGCUGUGGCUGAGGAGCGGAAGGGGGGGCCCUACCUGGACCCCUUUGGCGCGGGGCUGGUGCGGGCGCAGGAGGUGCCCAACGCCCCCGACGAGGUGUCGGCCAUGAAGAACCUGCUCAAGUACAGCAACGGGGCGCUGCUGGGGGGGCAGAAGGGCCCCCCCUUCGUGGGGCUGGGCAGCACCAAGGGCAGCUGCGCCCACCAGGACGCCAAAUUCCCAUCGGGCAAGGGUCAGCCGGAGCUGGAGCGGCCAGACUGCGCCCGCGGCCGGGAGCACGAGGCACUGGGCCCCAGCGGCACCGAGGGCGAGGUGCGGCAGCCGCCCGUGGGCAUCGCGGUGGCCGUGGCGCGGCAGAAGGACACGCUGGGCCGCCACGAGCCCUACGGUGCUGGCGGCACCGGGCGGCAGCGGGCGGCUGCUGGAGUCAAAGCAGGCACCGCGCGCCCCGUGCACCUGAUGGAGCUGGAGGCGGAGGAGGAGCGGGGCCGGCUGUGCGAGGAGCGCCUGGGGCUGCCCGGGAGGGACAUCCUGCUCCAGGACAACAAGGACCUGGUGGAGUUUGCCCGGAUGCACCCAUCGGGGGGGUGUCCUGGGGAGCUGACCCCCCACCUGAUGAUGACGGGGGGCUCAUCGCUGCCGGCGGGGCAGCUCGGGGGGGACCCCGCCGCCCACGCCCACCCUGCCCACACGCACUGGCUGCCCCGCACCCGCAGCCCCUCCAUCUGGAUGGGGGGACACUCCUACGGCAUCGGGCACCCCGCCCUGCACCAGAACCUGCCCCCUGCCUUCCCUGCCUCCAUGCCCAGCGCCAUGCAGCCCGUGUUCCCCCUGGCCCAGGACCCCCCUGCCCAGCUCGUCAUCCUCCCCACGGAGCCGCCCACCCAUGGCACCCCCCACACGCUGGCUGACGUGAUGGACCAGGCGUCGCUGUGGCCCCCCAUGUACCCGGGACGGGGUCCCAGUGCCCACCUGCAGCACACGGGGCAGCUCCCCGUGUACCCACGGUCGCAGUUCCUGCGGCAGCAGGAGCUCUAUGCCCUGCAGCAGCAGCAGCAGCAGCAACAGCAACAGCAGCGGGCAGCCCAGGCCCUCGAGAUCCAGCGCCAGGUGCACGGCCAGCGGAAGCCGGAGGAGCAGCCCCUGGAGCUGGAGGAGAGGGGUCCCGAGAAGCCCCUCAAACCCUCCCACAAAGCAGUUGCCUUAAACCCCCCAGCCAAGGGCCUGACCUCGGUGGCCCCCGCGCCCCCCAAGCUGUCCCCGUGCUGCCACUCGCCGGCCCUGCGGCACCCGGCCAAGUGCCCCGUGACGCUGCCCACGGCCCCCUGCACUUUACCCGCCUGCCCCGCCGCCAGCCCCCCGACCCCGUGCACGCCGGCUCCCCGCCCGCCGAGCCCGAGCAGUCCCGGACCUUCAGCCCCACGGCCGAGGCGCUGCGGGAGCCGGGCCCCCCGCGGGACCCCCCGGCCGAGGGUCCCGGGGCGCUGCUGCACCGCCACCACCUGCUGCUCCCGCCGGGACCGCUCUGCGGGGAGCGGGGGGCAGCCGGCCGGGGGCGGCACCGAGGAGCCCUUCGGGGGGCACCGGGAGGUGGCUCAGGGAGCGCCGGAGCAGCCAGAGCAGCAGCACCCCGUGCCCGAGGAGGGGGGCUCCCCGCUGCCCCCCACUGCGGAGGAGGAGGAGGAGGAAGAGGAGGAGGAGGAAGGCGACAGCGAUGGCUCAGAGCUAGAGGGCAGCUGCGAUGAGGAGGAAGAGGAGGAGGAGGAGGAGGAUGGUGACGUCCCCAGUGGGCACCAGGGCUGCACGGGUGGGCUGGAGGCGCUGAUCGCCGCCGGCAUCGACCUGGGGGAGCUGCCGGCACUGGAAGAACCCGAGGAGCCCCCCCCGGCCCCUCCUUCGCCUGCCCCCCACCCCUCAGGGAUCCCGGGCAUCGCCCUGCUCAGCGAACUCGCUGACCUGGAGCUGCGCCGGCGCCGCUGUGACCUGGCCAGGGAAGGUGAGGAUGAGGAGCUGCUGGCCUUCAACCUACAAAACCUGGCCACGGUGGCGGCUGCCUGGUCGCUGGUGGAAGCGGCAGGACGGGAGGGCAGCCCCCCUGCACUCAGCCCCCUGCCCGUGUCCCCCCCGCCCCGUGCCCGCGUCCCCCGGCGCAAGUACACCUGGACCCCCAAAACCAAGGCCGUGUGCCCGCUGAAGGCGGCCAUGGAGCAGCUGAACACGCAGGAGGUGGAGGUGCGGAUGCGCCUGGCCGAGCUCCAGCGCCGCUACAAGGAGAAGCAGCGGGAGCUGGUGAGGCUGCAGCGGCGCCACGACCACGAGCGUGACGAGAGCUCCCGCAGCCCGGCGCGGCGCGGGCCGGGGCGGCCGCGGAAGAGGAAACACUCCAGCGCCCUGGGCAGGGCCGAGAGCCGCAAGGUCAAGGCGGUGAAGACCAGCCUGUCCCUGCUGUGUGCUGAGCUCAGGGGGGACCCUGAGCCCCAGAAGAAGAGGAGCAAACUGGCUGGGGGGACCUUCAGCAGCCUCCAGGGCUCCCCGCUGAAGCAGAAGGUGAAGGGCAAGGGGCUGCCCCCUGGGCUCAGCCCCUUCCGCCGGAGGGACCCCAACCCCGGUGCCCGCAUCCAGAAGAAGCUGAACCGGCCCAAGGGCUCCAAGGGUUCCAAGUACCAGGGGCAGGACCCCGGACCCCGGCAGCCCCCCCACUUCAGAGAUGAGCCUGAGGGUGACACAGACAGCGAGGAGGGUGAUGAGGAGCCGGGGCUGUCACUGUCCGCAGGGCCAGUGGCUGUGCUGGGGCCCUCCCCAUCCUCUGUGGUGAAGAUGGAGGCCAAUGAGAAGGCCAAGAAGAAAAAGGAAAGGCAGGGGCUGCUAGGUCCGUGCCGCCUGGGCAGCCCCGAGGGGGAGGUGAAGAUCAAGCGGCGGCCGGUGAAGCCGGGGGGAGCCGGGAAGCUGGAGAAGGUGCCGGGCCGGCGGAAGGCGGGGGGCUGCCCUGAGGGCAGCAAGAAGAAGCUGAAAGCCAAGGCCAAGGAGAGCCUGAGGCCCCCAGCCCCUGGCGGCCCCAGCCCCCCGGGAGCCCCCAGCAGCCUCUUUGGGGGCACGGACCCCCGGCUGCUGGGGCCACGGGACGAGGGGGCUCGGCUGGGAGAGAGGGGCAAGAAGGGCACCCGAAAGAGCAAAGGGCUGCAGGCAGCCCUCAGGCGCAAGAACGGGGCACUCUCGCUGGCCCUCUCUCCCCGGAGCGCCAAGACCAUUCUGAGCAAGGGCAAGAAACUGGCCAAGGUCAAGAGCAAAGUGGCCACCAAACAGUGCAAGGGCCGGGCCGUCAGCAAGCUCCUGGAGAGCUUCACCGUGGAGGAUGACUUCGACUUCGACGACAACAGCAGCUUCUCAGAGGAGGAGGAGGAGCUGGGAGGUUGCCUGGCAGGGGGGGCCUGCGGGGGGGUGCCCCACGCCUGCGCCAUCCAGAAGGAGGAUCUGCGGGAUGGGCUGCACAUCCUGAUCCCCAAGGAGGACAGCCUGCUCUACGCCGGCAGCGUGCGCACCAUCCAGCCCCCCGACAUCUACAGCAUCAUCAUCGAGGGUGAGCGGGGGAACCGGCAGCACAUCUACUCACAGGAGCAGCUGCUGCAGGAGGCGGUCCUUGACAUUCGGCCGCAGUCGCGGCGGAGCCUUCCACCCGGCACCCGCGUCUGUGCCUACUGGAGCCAGAAAUCCCGGUGCCUCUAUCCCGGGAACGUGGUGCGAGGCUCCUCCAGCGACGAGGAGGAGGAGGACGCUGAGGCCGUGCUGGUGGAGUUCGAUGAUGGGGACAUGGGACACAUCGCUGUGUCCAACAUCCGCCUGCUGCCCCCCGACUUCAAGAUCCAAUGCACCGAGCCCUCCCCGGCACUGCUGGUGUCCAGCUCUUGCCGGCGGGCGAAGCGGGCGUGUGGCGACGUGGGCACCCCUGGGGCGCUGCCCCCCACGGUCUGUCCCGACCACGGCCCCCAGCCCCCCCAGAAUUCUGGCAGGAAGGCGGCUGGCAAGGAGAAGAGUGGCAAAGCCAUGGAGGGGCUGUCGGGGGGCCGGGGGCCGGCGCUGGGGGACUCGGCGGCCGGGCGGCGCGGAGGGUCCCUGCUCAGCUGGGCCGCCGUGGCACAGACCAAGCGGAAGGCGGCGAACAAGGGCUCGGCCGUGCUCCAGAACCUCUUCCAGGUCAACGGCAGUGCCAAGAAGCUGCGGGCCAAGGAGACCCUCUUCCCUCUGCACCACCACCACCACCACCUCGCCGCCCCCGUCUUCGGCAACGCCUUCGGCGCCGACUCCUUCGGCCGCAUCGCCAGCUCCUACGGCUCCUUCGGCACUGGCGCAGGGCUGGUGCUGCCGGCGGCCCAGAAGCUCCUGCGCUCCAAGAAAGCCGAGCGGCUGGAGGCUGAGGUGGGCAGGAGCGGGCGCAGGAAGGCGGCGGGCAGCGAGUUCCUGGUCAAGCUGGACCACGAAGGGGUGACGUCCCCCAAGAACAAGACGUGCAAGGCGCUGCUGUUGGCCGAGAAAGACUUCGGGGCCAGGCUGGAGCGGCCGCUGGGCAGCCACGGCUACGGACACGCCGGGCUGGGCGGCCGGGAGCGCAGGGGCCGCGCGGCCGCACACCCGCUGCCCGUGGGGCUGGCGCUGCGCAAGUACUCGGGGCACGGGGACUUCGCCCUGAACUGCGACAGCGACUGCCACAGCUCCUACUCGGACAUGGACGAGGACGAGGACGCGGGAGGGCUCGGCGCCGACGUCCCCUCGCGCUUCAUGACGCGCCUUUCCGUGUCCUCCUCUUCCUCGGGCUCCUCCACCUCGUCCAGCUCCGGCUCCAUCUCCACGUCCAGCCUGUGCUCCUCGGACAAUGAGGACUCCUCCUACAGCUCGGAGGACGAGGACUCGGCGCUGCUGCUGCAGACCUGCCUGUCGCACCCGGUGCCGGCGCUGCUGGCGCAGCCGGACGCUCUGCGGCCCAAGGGCGCCGCGCCCCAGCGCUGCUUCCUGUCCAAGGCGGCCACCGCCGGCCCCAAGGCCAAGCUCAAGCGCAAGGAUCCCCUCAGCUUCGCCAAAGCCAAAGAGUUCUCCCGGCGGCAGCGCCUGCCCUCGGUGGAAAACCGGCCAAAGAUCUCCGCCUUCCUGCCCGCGCGCCAGCUCUGGAGGUGGUCGGGGAACCCCACGCAGCGGCGCGGCAUGAAGGGCAAGGCGCGGAAGCUGUUCUACAAGGCCAUCGUGCGGGGCAAGGAGACGCUGCGCGUGGGCGACUGCGCCGUGUUCCUGUCGGCCGGGCGGCCCAACCUGCCCUACAUCGGCCGCAUCGAGAGCAUGUGGGAGUCCUGGGCCAGCAACAUGGUGGUCAAGGUCAAGUGGUUCUACCACCCCGAGGAGACCAAGCUGGGCAAGCGCCAGAGCGACGGCAAGAACGCGCUGUACCAGUCGUGCCACGAGGAUGAGAACGACGUGCAGACCAUCUCGCACAAGUGCCAGGUGGUGGGGCGGGAGCACUACGAGCAGCUGACGCGCGGCCGCCGCUGCCAGGACCGCCAGGACCUCUAUUACCUGGCGGGCACCUACGACCCCACCACGGGGCGCCUGGUGACCGCCGACGGGGUGCCCAUCCUGUGCUGACCCCGGGGUGCCCGCCCUGUGCUGACCCCGCCCAGCUCUUAUGCAAAGACGUGGGGACAUUGGGGGCGCAUCAGGGGACGUGGGGGGGCCUCCCCUACAAGCCAUAACUUUCCCUAGUACCUCUGACUGUUUGCCAGCAGGUGAAGCAGAAAUCAGGUGUGUUGUUCUAUUUAUUUUGCCUGUAAAUAUUGUAUCUCUUCUGGGAAGUUUUAUGGAAAAGCGAGAAAGGAAAAAAAAAAAAAACCCAACGACGACAAACCCAACAACAGCAAAAACAAAAAAAAAAACAAAAAAAAAGACAAAAAAUUACGAAAAAAAUCACAAAAAAAUAAUAAUAAUCCUCGGGGAAGAGGGGUGGGGGGGGGUCGUUUCAGUGCACUGUGUCCCCCAGCCUGGGGGGACGGGGACAGCGGGGAGCGCUGUACAGAGGGGGCCAGGGCGGGGGCUCGGCCCCGGGUGGGGGGCCCAGCGCCGCCGUCCCCAGUGCAAUAGUGGGGUGACCGCGGGGGGGACACCCCGGGGGGACCACGGGGACCCCGCGGGGCCGGCGGACGCUGGUCCGUCCCGCCGCCGCUGCCUGGAAAAUAUGUACAGGGGCUUUUCCAGUGUAAACACUAAAAAACAAAAAAAAUCCCACAAAACAGGAUUAAAAAAAAAAAAUAACCCAAAAGGACAAAAAAAAAAAAAGGAGCAAAGGGUUAAACAAAGGUUUUAUGAGCCGCCAUUCCUGUAAAGGCCUUUUACUAUGGAACUUUUUUAUGGAUAACUUGGCUUAUGAAUAAAUAUAUGAACCGUU
Onychostruthus taczanowskii (white-rumped snowfinch) is the source of this 8484-nucleotide messenger RNA. RefSeq names its product BAH domain and coiled-coil containing 1 (gene BAHCC1). Gene Ontology annotation, molecular function: chromatin binding. Lineage: Eukaryota; Metazoa; Chordata; Aves; Passeriformes; Passeridae. The record is from RefSeq and is a predicted model, not a curated record.